ACCACUGCUUGAGCAUUCUUUCACCGUUUCAAGAGGCCACAGUUGAGCUUUCGACAGAAAAACAAGUGUCAGCAUCCAAAGUCAUUCCCAUGGUCAAAAUGCUGAAACAUUACAUCUCAAGCAGGUGUGGUCAGAUCACACACCCACUUGGUGAAAAACUGGCCACUAACUUGAAGAACAAUCUCCAUGAGAGGUUUUCAGCUCUGGAGAAGGUCACUGCUCUGUCAAUGGCAACCUUGUUGGACCCAAGGUUUAAAGAGCUGGGGUUCUGCAGCCAAGGCUCUGCCCACACGGCCAUAGAGCGACUCACUAAAGAGUGUGCUGCAACAAUGCAGGCGCUACUUCCAGAGGCACAGCCACAGUCGCCACCUAGAGAAGGUCCUUCAAGUCAGCAGGAAGAUGGUGGUCUCUGGGCCCUGCUGGACAGGCAUGUGGGGGUUCAACAGCAGGUGACCAGCACAACUGCCAGUGCAACAGUGGAGGUUCAGAGGUACUUAAAGGAACCUCACAUCCCAAGGACUCAGGACCCACUGAGAUACUGGGUUACCCACAAGGUUUUAUACCCACAUCUCUACAAGCUGGCAAUGAAGUUUUUAUGCACACCAGCUUCAUCUGUGCCUUGUGAGAGGAUCUUCUCCAAGGCUGGCGAAAUCGUCAGCCAAAGACGAAACAGGCUGAAGCCCAGCACAGUGGAGAAAAUUCUGUUUUUAAAUAAAAAUCUAUAACAUGUA
Oryzias latipes (Japanese medaka) is the source of this 731-nucleotide messenger RNA. NCBI's taxonomy places the organism in Eukaryota, Metazoa, Chordata, Actinopteri, Beloniformes, Adrianichthyidae. The record is from RefSeq and is a predicted model, not a curated record.